AUGAGCUUUACCUCGUGGUUUCGCCCCGGCGGCGCCCGCAAGGACGGCGCGGCCAAGGGCAGCCAAGCUGAGGCCGCUGCCGCGGUCCGGACCAAGCAGCGCGACGACCUCCAAGACGCCAUGAAGUGGACGGCCCUCAUCAUGAACGACGACAUUGACGGCGCCUGGGCGGGCCUGCAAAAAGGCCGCUCGGCCUUCCACGGCCUCGGCGUCGCAAUUACCUUCUUCAUGCGCUCCAUGCUCGGCUCCGAGCGUCAGGUCAUGGCGGACACGGUCGCAAAGCUGGCAGACUGCGAGGCCACGGCCGCCGCCGACAGCAAGACGGUCCAGCGCCACGCCACGGCCCUCGCCUCCGGCAGGCUGUACCCACCCGGCACCGAGUACGACCUGGUGCGCGCCCAGACGCACCUCAUGGGCGCCGUCGUCAGCGUCAUGAACGAGAGCAUCGUCGAGGCCAUGCGCGGCUUCUACAAGCUGCGCAAGGCCUUUGUCAUUCUCGACGCCAUUGUCGCCAUCGAGGCCAGGGCUGCCGACUCUGCUGCCGCCGGGCAGGCUCCGGCACCCGCGGGGGGCAGCAACGGCAAGCUGAAGACAGAAGUCAACGACUCUGAGAGCUCCGGCGACUCGGAGGCCUUUGUGGACGCUCAAGAAACAUCGCCACCUGCCAUCGUGUCGCCGCCCGUCGAGAGGGCCGAGUCGUCGUCCAUUGCAACGACCCCCGAGCCCAACGGCGACAACUCUGGCCCGGACGGCGCGACUUCCUCGCUUCCCCUGAGACCGCGGUCCUCGGCGGCCGUCGACAGCCCCCCCGACCUCGACGACCCCAUCGACGAGUUCAUCCAUUCGGGCACCAAUAUGUGCUUCGGCCUCCUCCUCCUUGUCCUCAGCCUCGUCCCGCCCUCCUUCUCCCGCAUCCUGUCCGUCGUCGGCUUCCGCGGCGACCGCGCCAAGGGCAUCCGCCUGCUGUGGCGGUCGGCCGCGCACCACAACGUGCACGGCGCCCUGUCCGGCAUGAUGCUGCUCGGCUACUACAACGGCCUGCUGGGCGCCGUCGACAUUGUGCCCGCCGACGCCGACUACGACGCCGCAGCCGAGAGCGUGGGACCGCCGCGCGAAAAGUGCGCCGCCCUGCUGGCGGACAUGCGCGCGCGGUACCCGGCGUCGCAGCUGUGGCGCGUCGAGGAGGCCCGCCUGCUGGCCAGCCGGCAGAGGCUGGGCGAGGCCAUCGACGUGCUGCGCCGGAGCGACAAGUCGCAGAUGAAGCAGCUGGCCGCCCUCGAAGACUUUGACCUGGCCAUGUACGCCAUGGUGGCCCAGGACUGGGUCCUGAUGCGCGACUCGUUCCUGCGCUGCCAGGAGAGCAGCGACUGGAGCCCGGCCAUGUACUACUACUCGGCCGGGUGCGCGACCCUGGAGCUGUACCGGGACGCCGUGCAGCGGGGGGAGGACACGGCGGCGCUCAAAGCCGAAGCCGAAGAGUACCUGCGCAAGGCGCCGCAGGUGGCGGGCCGGAAGCGCGUCAUGGCGCGGCAGCUGCCCAUCGAGACGUUUCUGCAGCGCAAGGUGGCCAAGUGGGAGGAGCGGGCCAAGCUGCUCGGGGUGGACCUGGCCGACGCCGUCGGGGCCAGCCCGGCGCUGGAGUUGUGCUACGUGUGGAGCGGGCACCGGCGCAUGGGUGCGGGUGAGCUGGAGCGGGCCGUCGGAUACCUGCGCUGGGAGCGGUGCACGGCGGGCGGGGAGGCGGCGGGGCGCAUCUCGGCCGAGGAGGACGAAGGCGCCGUGUGGGCCGUGUGCAUGGCGGUGCUGCUGCGGUCGCAGGGCAAGCUGGACGAGGCGAGGGGUGUGCUCGAGGACAAGGUGUUUGCCCAUGACCGAUCUGUCUUCAAGGGCCCGAAUAAGGAAGACUACCUGGUGCCGGCGGCGACGCACGAGCUGGGCGUCAUUGCGUGGGCCGAGUGCUGCCGGCCGCCACCGCCGGACAGCAGCAUAACGCCGAGGGAGAUGGCGGCGUACCGGCGCGAGCGGCUCGACGAGUGCCAGGCGCAGCUGGACAAGGCGCGAGGGUGGGAGCCGUUUUCGCUCGAGGCGCGUCUGGGGAUGCGGGUGCAGUGCGGGCUCGAGACGGUGCGGUGGCUACGGCCGAAGCUGGAGGGAGACGGGACGGGUCCGGGAUAG
Messenger RNA from Hirsutella rhossiliensis, 2175 nucleotides. Its product is annotated as mitochondrial outer membrane protein. The coding region runs from base 1 to 2175 and encodes 724 amino acids. The transcript has 2 exons. The record is from RefSeq and is a predicted model, not a curated record. Gene Ontology annotation, cellular component: cytosol; nucleus; mitochondrial outer membrane. NCBI's taxonomy places the organism in Eukaryota, Fungi, Ascomycota, Sordariomycetes, Hypocreales, Ophiocordycipitaceae.